Messenger RNA from Schistosoma curassoni, 630 nucleotides. The record is from the annotation of a GenBank genome assembly. NCBI's taxonomy places the organism in Eukaryota, Metazoa, Platyhelminthes, Trematoda, Strigeidida, Schistosomatidae.
UUGCAAUUGUAAUCUCUGGGAUUUCAUGUACUCAAAUUACUGGAAAUACCGAAGUUGAUUUAUGGUUAGCGGUUUAAAGCGACCUCUACCGUUAGUAGACAUAUCCCCGUAUUAUACAAUUAGACCACAUGUGAAUAAUCCUACAGUAUGAUAAUAAUGAUUGUAGGACGCAUUGGUGCUUCGAAAGUUUUCCACUUAUGGAUGUCAGAUCUAAUCUUCCCUAUCCCGAUAUCUCAAUCAUUGAUCCUAUUGUUUUAUGAAUUUAAACAAUAUUUUCAGAAUGCAGAAUUAGAAAGACUCAAAUUGGCUCGAGCUGCAGAGAUCGCCUAUAUCAAGGAAAAGAAUGAAUUAGCUCUAAAGUAUAAGGAAGACGAAACGGAAAUCGAGAAAUCGCGUUUCAUUUCAAUGGUGAAUGCAUUAGGUGCAGAUACACUACGUGCAAUGGCAACAGCCGAAUCAGACCAUAAUCUACGCAUGUUGAACGCUUUGGGCCUACAAAGUACAUUAAUUACAGAUGGGACGACACCAGUGAAUUUGCUAACUACCGCUCAUGGUUUAAUUGGUUCAGUGUUUAAAGGUUCUUCUCGUAAACGUACUUCAGAGGUUUUAGACGAUGUAGAUGAAAAAUGA